Emiliania huxleyi CCMP1516 is the source of this 312-nucleotide messenger RNA. RefSeq lists its product as hypothetical. Bases 1 to 312 code for a protein of 103 amino acids. Gene Ontology annotation, molecular function: ubiquitin protein ligase activity. NCBI's taxonomy places the organism in Eukaryota, Haptophyta, Isochrysidales, Noelaerhabdaceae. The record is from RefSeq and is a predicted model, not a curated record. The transcript has a single exon. Gene Ontology annotation, biological process: ubiquitin-dependent protein catabolic process; protein ubiquitination.
AUGACGCCAGAGGCGAAGCUGGAGCUGCAUGCGGCGGCAGGGGAAGCGCAGACGACGGUGGCCCUUCAGAGGGAGUCGCCCUCCAUCGCCCUGGCGAGCCUCACAGCUUCAAGACACGACCGCCUGGCGGACGCUGAGUCUUCCAACGGCGGCGAGUCGACGUGCAUCGUUUGCUUUACCCACCCCAAGACUCACAUUGCGGUACCGUGUGGUCACCUCUGCGCGUGUGCCAUCUGCUCCCAACGGCUGCCCGAUGAGUGCCCUUACUGUCGAGCUUCGGUGAUGAUGUGGAUGCGGGCGCAUCGUGUGUAA